Messenger RNA from Haemonchus placei, 231 nucleotides. NCBI's taxonomy places the organism in Eukaryota, Metazoa, Nematoda, Chromadorea, Rhabditida, Trichostrongylidae. The record is from the annotation of a GenBank genome assembly.
AUGAUUCUGAAUGAUUCAUUGGAUCGAACGCGUUUCAACAUGUUACCAGGAGGCGGUAAUAAAGCUUUGGACCGUACUUGUCGAUGCUAUGGAAAGAAGCCCGUUGUCCUUUGCGAGGAAGUCGAGUUCGUGGAAUGCGACCACAACGAUCCUGCGCGGUCUCCUGAAGAUGACAGCGACUAUGGACCCGUAACCUCGCGAAAGAAACCUCGUACGUCUGUGGGGAUAUAG